AUGGGGGGGAUGGCACACACCUGCUGCCUACACUGGGCAGCGACGCUGCUCGUCGCCACAGCAGCAGCAGCAGCAGCAGCAACAACAACAACAGCAGCUGCAGCUGCAGCAGCCGCAUCAGCAGCAGGGGCAGCAGCCGCAGCUGCACCUUCUGCACCUGAGAUCGGUGUGGCGGAUGACCAGCCGUGCAGCUGCUCUGGUGUGUCAGCAGCAGCAGCAGCAGCUGCUGCUGCUGCUGCAACGCCUACGCCUCUACCACCUCCGUCUGUUUCUGGAGUUUCUCCAGAAGGAGUUUAUUUCAUUCCCGAUCCGCUUCCAGAAGGAGAAACGCCAGAGGGCUGUUUGAAGGGGAAGGAGCAGCAGCAACAGCAGCAGCAGCAGCUGCUGCUGCAGCAGCAGCAGCCAGAGCAGCAGCAGGAGGCGAGUGAAGGAGGUGUGGGGCCCAUGUGCUCUCCUGACGACAGCGCAGGCUGGGCGCAUCCGUCUUCAUACACGGCGAGUAUUGUCUUUACACCCGACCGCGGGAAGGCGAUGCCCAGAGACAGAGACGCAGAGACGGAGGCAAAGCAAGAAAAAGAAACGAAGCAAGAGACAGGCAGUAAACAAGAGACAGAAGAUAAACAAAAAACAGACGCACAACAGCAGAUAGAGAAGCAGCAAGAUAUAAAGAUGCAGCAGGAAACAGAAGAACCCGCUGCACAAGAUGAUGAUGCUGCUGCUGCUGUUGCUGCUCCUCGGCUGGAUGAGAGGCUGCACCACGCAUUGUCUGCAGCACAGCAAGAGAUAAGACAAAAGCUGGCAGCAGAACGCAGGACAAAGGCAGCCGGUCACCCGCAGCAGCAGCAGCAGCAACAGCAGCAGCACGAGCAGCAGCAGCAGGAUGAGGAAGGCUUGUGCCGCAGGGGGCGGGCUCCUUCAUACGAAGACCGCCGCCAGCAUUUUUUGAGUGAAUUUGCCUCUGAAUACUCAAUUAAGGCAGAGGAAACCGCAAUAAGAGAACUGCAGCGCCUCCAGGGGGAUAUCUACUUGGACUAUGCAGGUGAUGAAGCAAAAGAAGUACAAGAGAAGGAACAGAGAGAGAGAUUUAAGCAGAAAGAAAGAGAUGCAUAA
This is a messenger RNA of Eimeria acervulina, 1110 nucleotides long. RefSeq lists its product as hypothetical. The record is from RefSeq and is a predicted model, not a curated record. Gene Ontology annotation, biological process: regulation of transcription by RNA polymerase II. Gene Ontology annotation, cellular component: nucleus. Gene Ontology annotation, molecular function: transcription cis-regulatory region binding. NCBI's taxonomy places the organism in Eukaryota, Apicomplexa, Conoidasida, Eucoccidiorida, Eimeriidae. Bases 1 to 1110 code for a protein of 369 amino acids. The transcript has a single exon.